AUGGGGCAGGAGGUCAGUGGAAUGGCCACUGUCAGCCUGCUCCUUGCCAAGGCGCUGGGACUGCUGCUGUGCAUGCAGUUCUGCUGCGGUGCCACCAACAGCCCGCUGGCAGCUCCUGGGCCCAGAGCUCACCAUGCUCUGCAUCGUUCUGGGGGGUCCUUCUCCGCCUUAGCCAGGGUGUCCUCGCUGUGCAGGUCCCCCCCCCCUGUGGCGGCUCUGUCCCCGGCCACCACGUCUACCCCGGUGCCCUUUGUAUCGCCCCGCUCCCCGCAGCACGUCGUGCUCUACCCCAUGGUGUCCAAGAGCCUGCGCAACAUCGCGGCGGGAAAGGACCCGCUGGAGGGACAGCGCCACUGCUGUGGCAUCGCCCAGCUGCACGAACACCACUCGCUGGGCUACGCUGACCUCGAUGAGCUGCAGAAGAACCCGCAGCCCCUCAUCUUCGACAUCGAAGUGCUCAAGGUGGAGGAGCCUGGCUCAUACCAGCAGGACCCCUGGGCCAUGACAGACGAGGAGAAGCUGCAGGCCGUACCACUGAUCCACAAGGAAGGCAACGAGCUCUACCGGCAGGGCAAGGUGCCCGAGGCAGCCUCCAAGUACUAUGAUGCCAUCGCGUGUCUCAAGAACCUGCAGAUGAAGGAGCAGCCUGGCUCUCCAGACUGGAUUGAACUCGACCAGAAGAUCACCCCGCUGCUCUUAAACUAUUGUCAAUGCAAGCUGCAGUGCCAGGAGUACUAUGAGGUGCUGGAUCACUGCUCCUCCAUUCUCAACAAGUAUGAGGACAACGUCAAGGCCUACUUCAAACGGGGCAAGGCGCAUGCGGCGGUGUGGAACGUGGCUGAGGCACAGGCUGACUUUGCCAAAGUGCUGGCGCUCGACCCCUCGCUGCGCCCCAUCGUGGCCAAGGAGCUGAGGAGCCUGGAAGCCCGCCUACGUGAGAAGGACAAGGAGGACAAGGUCCGCUUCAAGGGCAUCUUCUCCCAGUAGAGCACGCAGCUGCAUGAGAGAGUCCAAUACUCUCUGACCAGGUUCUUUUAGAUAUUCCACAUGUGGAAUGUUUAUUAAUGUUUAUUAAUGUUUAAUACAGAUUUUACUUAUUUGAAGUUA
This is a messenger RNA of Tinamus guttatus (white-throated tinamou), 1107 nucleotides long. The record is from RefSeq and is a predicted model, not a curated record. NCBI's taxonomy places the organism in Eukaryota, Metazoa, Chordata, Aves, Tinamiformes, Tinamidae.